AUGCUUUUCAAGCAGGCUCGGCAUGACAAGUCGGAGAACACCUCCUCAGAUGUGGCACAAUUCUGGGGAUCAAUGGAGCGCCUCCUUGAGAUUGAGGACGAGAAGGACGAAGCUGUAGUCAAUUCGGAACUAGUAUCAUAUGUCAAGAAGGCCUCAGAUAAUUACAAAGAGUACCUGCAUACAGAGCAAGACAUUUAUCGUUUGGCCCUAAUUUUAACUCAAUCGAAACUUUUCCAAAAUAAUAGAGAGUUCUGCCUAAGUAAACUUUUAUCUCUCCUAAGCGUUGACCUUUUGGAAACGAAUUUGAAAUUCAUUAUCAGUUACAUUAUCCUUUGUGCCUCUAAAAGCGAUUCUUCAUUGUUAGAGAUACUAUUACAAUUUCAGGGUUUUACAGUAAUCUACAAUAAUUUGUACAACCAUUUUGCAUACCUAAGCCGUUAUGGGGAGGAAAGAUUCCUCUCAAACAAAGUGACCGAAGAACAAUCCGAUUUAACGGAUAUUGAGUUUGAAAUCAUUGAAGGAUUGAAGCAAAUUUCAACCGUUUUGAUGGGAAUUUUGUUCCAAAUUUUCAAGUACUCCAAAUGUGAUAUUGGGAAUAUUGGAAUUGUGGACGACUUCUUUGUCUAUUUUCUAAUGAAAUCCAUCCGAUCUGACACAACAGAUGACAUCUUCAACAACACGAAGUUUAAAUUACUUUUAGCUCUGAACGAGCAGUAUAUGAUAUUCUCAUAUCAGUAUGAGGUGGAAAAUAAGGUUUACAAGUACUUGAUUAAUAACUCAGUGUCUAAAAACUUCAUGGAGCUUCUCCUUUUGAUGUUUAAUAGAGUGACUGACAGAUCAUUGCAAAUAAUGAUGUGUAAAAUCAUUUAUUUGAUCCUAACUUCUGAUGAGGAUUUGGCGAGAGAUUUCUUCUAUUUAAACGAUUUACAUGUAUUUGUGGAUGUUCUUCUCAGAGAGCUCAAAGACAUUUCAGAGGAUGAGGAGCUGAUCAGGAAUACUUUUCUCAGAGUACUGUUUCCUCUCUUAAAAAACACUGAAUUAAUCAACAGCCAUUACCGUAGAUCGGAUUUGGUAGAAGUACUGGAAUACUUGUCAUCCUUAGACAACAUAUGUUCGACUGAAGAGAUAAAAAGGGAACACAAGACUACUAGCAGACUUGCUUUGAAGUGUCUGAAUCAGGUGGAAUGGCUACAGUACUCAAAACCCGAGGGAUCAGACAAAGAAAGUAGCGAGGGAAGUAGGCGAUCAAGUGUUAGCAUAGGUUCUAUUCCUUCACAACGUGGUUACCUAGACAAGCGUGCACAGCACUUAUACAUGAAUAAUCAAUCCUCUCUUUCAGCAGAGUCCAUCACCAAACGUCUUCAAGCCCCCCCACCUCCACCCGCCAGAAAAGCGCCUUCGCGUGUUGGCAGCGGACAAAAAGUUGCUCAAUUUAAGCCCAACUAA
Molecule: messenger RNA, 1446 nt
Organism: Lachancea fermentati
Lineage: Eukaryota; Fungi; Ascomycota; Saccharomycetes; Saccharomycetales; Saccharomycetaceae
Source: the annotation of a GenBank genome assembly